This is a messenger RNA of Aphanomyces astaci, 930 nucleotides long. RefSeq lists its product as hypothetical. Lineage: Eukaryota; Oomycota; Saprolegniomycetes; Saprolegniales; Verrucalvaceae. The record is from RefSeq and is a predicted model, not a curated record. Gene Ontology annotation, molecular function: DNA binding. The coding region runs from base 1 to 930 and encodes 309 amino acids. The transcript has 2 exons.
AUGAGCUCAAAACGAAAGCAAAACGAUCAGGCCGCUAUGGAAGCCGCGAUCGAAGCCUGUGACAAUGGCUCCAGCAUUGCUGCCGCCGCGAAACUGCACCAUGUACCACGCACGUCCUUGCAGCGCCACCUUGAUCAGCGCUGGAACGACGAACCCCCGCAGCGUCCUGGGCCUAAGCCUCGUGUGCCUACCGAGGUCGAAAACGACCUGUUCAUUUGGAUUGCAAAAAUGCAAACGAAAGGACGCCCACCAACUCAAGCGUACAUUGUCAACAAGGCGAACCAGUUGGCCAAGAAGUUGAAGCGCCCAGUAGUCAGCCGGCACUGGUACAAGAGCUUUCAAAAGCGACAGCCACUUCUCACGACCCGCAUGGCACAAACAAUCAACCGCUCGCGCAACGCCGUGACCAGCACGAACAUCGAAGAAUUCUUCACGAAAAUCCCCUUGUGGCCCUCACGACAACAGCGCCUCCGUCGAGUGAUGUGUGCCAUCAAGAUUCGAGGACAUCUGAAAGAACGCAACUACGUCAAGUCCAUUGCACUUCUCAAGAACCAAGAGGAUUCUCCUUGGAACGUGAUGAACCAAUCGCGUGACCAAGGUUCUUUCGUGACCACUGAAUUGAUCACCCCUGCGGCGUUCGACAACCUCCUGCAACACUUCCAACAAGAGUACACCGUACUUUCCGGACCAAGGCGCGGCGGCCGCCGUCCCCGCAUUCAACACAAGCACGCAGUGCUUGCGAUGUUGUUGCAUUUCUACACGGCAGAGGUUGAAGCAAAAUCGCUUCAAGAGCUCUUUGCCCUGACUCCCAGUACGUUUCCCGGGUUUAAGCCGUGCGGAGACAGCACUUGUAGCAGAGCAAAAGGCUGCGAUAAUGUGGCCAUCAAAGACGAAGCAGGCUUACUGGACGUUAAAGUCGAACCUACAUGA